CCACGAAUGCAACCUCCAUGUCUUCCACUGGUCAAGGAAUGUCGUUCACUUGUUGCGUUCUGUGUUGUCACACAGGCAGCUUCCAAUACGAGAACACCUCAAAUUCAUUCGCUAUUAUCCUGUUUGAUGUUGUAAUGAUAUGAUGCUGUUUGGCCGUACUGCUGACACGAGGUUUCGGGAAAGCACUGCCACGCUCCUUCAAGCCCGCAUCAAUUCCGGUCAAUGUGCAUGCUCCACUCCCAGUCUCAACAAGGGAUGCUGAAUGCGAGAUCCUCGCUUUCCGCUCCCGGCCUUGUUUCUGGAUUCCGGAUUCUGACGUCAAGCUACUUGUGCUCUGGCAACCCACAACUGCUCCAGGACGACACUGCGCAGUAGGAGCAUGGCCGAUGAUGGGUUGACACAGACGCGAUGAAGGGCCGAGAAGGGAAGGGCACGGAUGGCGGAAGCGACCACGUUCAGGCCAUGGGCCAGCGCUCGUCAGAGAAGGUCCCUGCCGCCGUUUCUCCCCCAGCCAGCUCCAAAUGCGCCCAGGGGAGGAGGAGCACUUUCAAGACCACAGCAGAACAAUGGUACCGCCGCAUCGUCGUCCAGCUCAUCCUCGGCCGCAAGGCGCUGCCCGCAUCCAAGGACGGCCGGCACAUCCCGCUCAGGCCGCACCGCACCGCGCCGCUGCUCGACGAGAGGCGCGGGGCCCCCUACAUCUCCAACUCCAUCCGCACCUCUCGCUACACUGUCUACGACUUCUUUCCGAAACAGCUGAUCUUCCAGUUCACUCGCUUGGCAAACUUCUACUUUCUUUGCGUCGGCAUUCCCCAGACGAUCCCGGGCAUCAGCACCACUGGCAACGUCACCACCAUCCUGCCGCUGUUGUUCUUCGUCCUUCUUACCAUUACCAAGGAGGGCUACGAUGACUGGAAGCGACACCGCCUCGACAAAGUCGAAAACGCCAAGUCGGUUACCGUCCUAAGGCGUGCGGGUGCCGCCAGCAGCAGGCGGGGGCCGAGGUGGUGGAUCCAUGCUACCGUCGCGCCCAAAGAGACUGACAAUCUCGGGCAUUGCGAGACGGGGCACGCUUCUGACCUGGGCUUGGAAUGGCGCACAGUUCAGUGGAAGGACCUAGAGGUCGGCGACGUCAUCAGGCUGGCGAGAGACGAGGAUGUGCCGGCCGACAUUGUGCUCCUUCACGCCGAUGGCGAGGAGGGCAUUGCGUACGUCGAGACCAUGGCGCUCGACGGGGAGACAAACCUCAAGAGCAAACAGGUGUCGCUGGCCCUGAAGGGAUGCGACUCUAUCGAAGGCAUCUGCGCUUGCGGUGCCGAAUUCGUCGUCGAAGAUCCGAACCCGGAUCUAUACCGGUUCGAUGGCCGCGUGACUGUCAACGGGGAGACACUCCCGCUGACCCUCAGCGAGAUUGUCUACCGCGGCUGCACCAUCCGGAACACGGCAGCCGUUCUCGGCGUGGUCAUCAACACGGGCGAAGAAACGAAGAUCCGCCGAAACGCCAACCGUCACCCGGCCGCCAAGAAGCCCGCUCUCGAGCGCAUGGCCAACAUGAUCGUCGUAGCCCUCGUCUUUUACCUGAUUGCUCUCGUUGCUGGGCUUUCGGGGGGCUAUGCCAUCUGGCAGCGGACCUACGAGCGGAACGCGUGGUAUCUUGCUGACAUCCCAGUCCCUUAUUCGCAGAUUAUUAUGGGCUUCGCGAUCCAGUUUAACAACGUUAUUCCACUGGCUCUGUAUGUGAGCUUGGAGAUUGUCAAGAUUGCACAGAUGUUGCUGCUCAACUCCGACGUCGAAAUGUACGAUGAGGCGUCCGACACUCCGGCCCGCUGCAACACGAACACCAUCCUGGAAAACCUCGGCCAGGUCGGCUACCUGUUCUCCGACAAAACAGGAACCCUGACGGAAAACGUCAUGAGGUUCCGUAAACUGAGCGUUGCCGGCACCGCUUGGUUGCACGAGAUGGACCUCGUCCCGGCUCAAGACCCACUGGCGACUGGAGCGUCGAGCCCGGGCGUGUCAGUGUCAGGGGUGCUCAGCCCGAAUCCCGAACAUGGCGCUACAUCCCCUGACGGCCCUACCCUCACAAGGUUUCUGUCGCCGGCGACACCAACGUCUCCGGUCACCGGUCGCCGGUCCUCCUCCCACUGGCGGUCGUCAGGUCGACCGGAUCAUGUGCAGCCGGAUCUCACGACCGUUGACUUGCUAGAAUACAUUCGGCUGCGCCCGGACUCGGAUUUCUCCAGGCGCGCCACGCAGUUCAUCCUUGCAAUGGCGCUCUGCCACACCUGCCUCCCGGAACACAAGGACGGCCGCGUCGACUUCCAAGCGGCUUCGCCUGACGAGCUGGCCCUGGUCAGGGCGGCACAGGAGCUUGGCUUCUUGGUGGUGCAGCGGACGUCGCAGACAGUAACUCUCCGGAUAUCAGGCGGCGGCGGUCAUUCGGAUCGCACGUACCAGAUUCUCGACGUGAUCGAGUUCAGCAGCAAGCGCAAACGCAUGUCCAUCAUCGUACGCUGCCCCGACGGGAGCAUCUGGCUGCUCACCAAGGGCGCCGACUCGGUCAUCGUCCCGCGGCUGAGAAUGGCCGACCUGGCGGCGCAGAAGGCCAAGGAGCUCCGUCAAAGCCUCGAGUUUGAGCACCAGCUGCUGCGCAAGAGCGAGGCCCGCGAACCGCGCAACAGCUUCGGGGGACGGCCGAGCCUGACGAUCCGACGGAGCCUCGCGCUUGGACGGCACGGGUCGGUCGCUGGCGGCACCAGCAAGCGCCCACACGUGGACAGAAGCAGAUCAUUCGAGAUCAGCGCCCUGAGCCCCAUGGCCUACGUCGAAUCUCGGCCUUCUCUCAACUCUCGUAUGGCCUCCCUAGACCUGCUCCGCGCUGGAAGCAAGGCCGCUCACACGGCGGCGUCUCGGACUGUGCCGAGCAAGUUUGCUUUCCUCGAGGAUCCAUCCCUCUCGGACGAUGCCGCCAUCUUCGCUCGCUGCUUCCGGCAGAUCGAUGACUUCGCCACCGAAGGCCUCCGCACGCUUCUCUUUGCGCAUAGGUUCCUCAGCGAGCAGGAGUACAACAGCUGGAAGAAGCUCUACCGAGACGCUGAAACGAGUCUGGUGGAUCGCCAGGACCGCAUCGAGGCAGUCGGAGAGAUGAUCGAACAGUCACUCGACCUGAUUGGUGCCUCGGGCAUCGAGGACCAGCUCCAGCACGGCGUCGCUGAAACGAUCGACCGGCUCCGGCGCGCAAACAUCAAGAUCUGGAUGCUUACGGGCGACAAGCGCGAGACUGCCAUCAACAUCGCCCACUCGGCCCGCAUCUGUCAGCCGGGGUCCGAUAUUUUCGUGCUCGACGUCGCCAAGGGCGAUCUGCAAGUACAAAUCCUUACCAUCAUGGAGGACCUCCAGCUCCAAGCCGAGACCAACGCCUCGCACACGCCAGGCCACACCGUGGUCGUCAUCGACGGGCACACCCUCGCUGCCCUCGAGGCGCCCGACGCCGCCCACGCCAAGACCCUUUUCUACCGCCUCAUACUUACCAUCGACUCGGUCAUCUGCUGCCGCGCCUCGCCCGCGCAAAAGGCCCUCCUCGUCCGCACGGUCCGCGCGGCUUCCUCCCCAUCCUCGGCCCCCUCCGCAUCCCCAUCCUCCCCAUCCCUCCUCCAACGCCUCCGCGCAACCCUCAACCCGUCCACGGCGCCGCUCACCCUCGCCAUCGGCGACGGCGCCAAUGACCUGGCUAUGCUCUCGGCCGCGCACGUCGGCGUGGGCAUCUCGGGCCGCGAGGGCCUGCAGGCGGCGCGCGUGGCCGACUACGCCAUCGCGCAGUUCCGCUUCCUCGCCCGCCUACUGCUCGUCCACGGCCGCUGGAACUACGCGCGCACCGCCCGCUUCGUCCUGGCCACCUUCUGGAAGGAGUUGUUCUUCUACCUGCCCGCCGCCCUGUAUCAGCGCCUGGUUGGCUACACGGGGCCGAGCCUGUACGAGGCGUGGAGCCUGACCGCGCUGAAUACCCUGUUUACGAGCCUCUGUGUGAUCGUGCCGGCCGUGUGGGAGCAGGACUUGAGGGCCGAGACGUUGUUGGCCGUGCCGGAGCUGUAUGUCUUUGGGCAGCGGGAGCGCGGGUUGAAUGGGUGGCUGUAUCUGCGCUGGAUGGUCGCCGCCGCGGUGGAGGGCGUGCUGAUUUGGGUGUUGUGCUGGGUCAUGUACGGCGGGCUGGCGCCGGUCAAGGAUGGCGGGCUGUUUGCGUUGGGCGACCUGGUGUUCUCGUGCAAUGUGCUGUGGACGAACCUGAAACUUCUGAUCCUUGAUACGUAUUACAAGACCGGCAUCGUCAUCGGCUCCUUCGUCAUCACCGUCGGCGGCUGGUGGGUGUGGCAGGUCUUCCUCGCAGGCGUUUACCAACCGGGUGUCUGGCCGUAUGCCGUCCGCGGGGGCUUCUUCACCUCGUUCGGCCCGGAUCCCGCCUGGUGGGUGGCGCUCAUCGCCGUGCUUGGCGUGCUGUCCUGUAUGGAGCUGGCGUACAACUCGGUCAAGCGCAACCUGAUUGUGGCGGGGCUUUGGAAGCUCGGCUGGAAGUGGUUGCGAUGGUCGACGUGGAAGCGGGCGUUCUGGUCGACGUCGGGCGUCGGCGGUGGAGCAUGGAUGGGGGAUGGGGCCAGUGGGAGCUUGGAGGAAUGGGGUGUGGAGCUGUGGCAGGUCAUGGAGCAGGAUCCGGCUAUCAAGGAGACUCUGCGUAAGAUGAGCAGGCUUGGGUACGAAGAGGAGGAUGUACAGGCGGUUGACGGUUCAGAGAGUGAUGGUGGGAGAGACGCGGUUUAGCGGAUGAGUGCACGAGUCGAAUGUUUCUGGCGUCGAUGCUGUUCGAGAUACCCCUUUCUUUAUGUUGACUUGGAUAGAGCAUACAUCUAGAUCCACAGGGCUACGAAUCACUAUUUCCUCGUGCUCCGGCGUCUUGCCUAGGCUGAGGGCAACAUGCAGCGGCUUGCGUGGGAGUGGCUGCGCAGUAAGGAGGUCUCCGACAUCUACGUCCCGGAGGUCUACAGGAUAUUCCGCCGUGACGGGCAGGCCUUCAUCAUCAUGGAGCUGGUGGUGGACGCCGAUCCGCUUGCCGAGUCAAGCGUCGCCGCCAGCG
Messenger RNA from Thermothielavioides terrestris NRRL 8126, 5125 nucleotides. RefSeq lists its product as uncharacterized. The coding region runs from base 409 to 4812 and encodes 1467 amino acids. The transcript has 2 exons. Gene Ontology annotation, biological process: post-Golgi vesicle-mediated transport; endocytic recycling; phospholipid translocation. Gene Ontology annotation, molecular function: magnesium ion binding; ATP hydrolysis activity; ATPase-coupled intramembrane lipid carrier activity. Gene Ontology annotation, cellular component: plasma membrane. Lineage: Eukaryota; Fungi; Ascomycota; Sordariomycetes; Sordariales; Chaetomiaceae. The record is from RefSeq and is a predicted model, not a curated record.